GAGACGAAAUACUAGCGAGUUGCAUUCUGGGACGUGAGAUCAUUUUUCAUCCAUCUUGCUUUUUAACCAUACUAGAUAAAUUGUACGUUUAAACGUUCUUGUUGGUCUCAAAUAACCAUCUUAUAAAUAAGAACUUGAUCUUCAGGACCACAUUGCUAUGCAGUCUGGUUUGAUUCCGUAAGCGAGCGAUUCGGGUUUGUUUGGAAGACGAACCGUGUGUUCGAAGCCUCGGUAGUCACUCAUCCAUCCUAUGCUAUUAAAGUCUUCAUUGAGAGCAGCUCUCGUUCACUACCGAUACCGAACCUGCGUUUAAAAUGGGUCGUUCGCGGAGUCGCAGCUCGUCGCGAUCUAAACACUCCAAAAGCAGCAAACACAACAAAAAGCGCAGCCGUUCUCGAUCCCCGCACAAAGAAAAGAAGAAGCGCUCGAAGUCCCGAGAAUCCAAACGCAACCGGAGGAGAGAAUCGCGCUCUCGGUCCAAAUCGAACACGGCCACGUCUCGUCGGGAGCGGGAACGAGCCGCGUCUCCGCCCGAGAGGAUCGACAUGUUCGGCAGGGCGUUAAGUAAGAGGAGCGCUGUGGAUGAGAAGCAGAAGAAAGAGGAGGAAGAAAAGAAAGCCGAAAUGGAGAAGCAGAGGAGAAUCCGACAGCAGGAGAUAGAAGAGAGACUCAUAGAAGAGGAGACGGCGCGCCGUGUGGAGGAGCUGGUGGCCAAACGUGUGGAGGAGGAACUGGAGAAACGCAAGGACGAGAUCGAGAGGGAAGUGUUGCGAAGGGUGGAGGAAGCCAAACGCAUCAUGGAGAAGCAGUUGCUGGAGGAGCUGGAGAGACAGAGACAUGCAGAGUUUGCCGCUCAGAAGGCCCGUGAGGAGGAAGAGAAGUCAAAACGUGAAGAACUGGAGAAGAUUCUGGUGGAGAACAAUCGCAAGAUAGCAGACGCUCAAGCUAAACUGGCAGAAGAUCAGCUACGAAUCGUGGAAGAGCAGAGGAAGAUCCACGAGGAGCGAAUGAAGCUGGACCAGGAACGACAGAGACAGCAGAAAGAGGAACAGAAGAUGAUUUUAGGGAAAGGAAAGUCCAGACCAAAACUGUCUUUUUCUCUCAAGGCCUCGGAGUGACGGAAACAAUGUGCUUUCUCAAAACUUUCUCCAGACCACCUCUUCACGCAAGGGAUUUGUACCGCAGAAGUUCCUCUUCGUAGGUCUCAUGUGGUGUGUUUCGAAUUCACAGAACAACGGGAACAAUAGAGUUUGUCAUAUGCCCUUCAAUUUCUUUCCCAUUUUACCUGUCUGGUUUCUGUUACUGACUCUUGACUAGGUAACCUUCGAUCGUCCACUACAUGCACAUUUGGUUCAUUGCACGAUUGGGAAACAAUAAGGACCGGCCUGACCUGCUGUCUAGUCCAAAUGUGCAUUAUGGUUUCUUGUCUCACAAUUUUUAGACCAGAGUAGAUUUACCAAUUCGAUCAAAGUAUUUUUUAUUUUUUUAAUAGUUUGUUCAUAGUGUAAUGUACUUAGAAUUGGAAAUGUUCAGGGUGAUCUUGAAGUCUGUGUUCCUGUAUUGAAAAGUCCUCUUGGAACUAAAUGGUAACCACUGUAACCAUAAACAGUGACCUCUUUUUAUUGUUUAACAUUUAAUAGUUGUACAUUCAUUAUGUAUAAGAUUGAGGAUGUUAUAAAAGUUUCCUGGGUGUUGCAUGACACCAAGAUGCUUUUAGAAAGGAAUGAGUUGAAUAUUGAACAGAAUUUGUUUAAGGUUAAAUGUUUGACCCCGGUUAUCACAAAUAUGCCCGAAAUCUCCAAUAAAUCCAUGAAUGUGUCCUGUA
Triplophysa dalaica is the source of this 1825-nucleotide messenger RNA. It is a transcript of the gene arglu1b, whose product is annotated as arginine and glutamate rich 1b. The transcript is spliced from 4 exons. Gene Ontology annotation, molecular function: cadherin binding. The record is from RefSeq and is a predicted model, not a curated record. Gene Ontology annotation, cellular component: nucleoplasm; mitochondrion. The coding region runs from base 315 to 1118 and encodes 267 amino acids. NCBI's taxonomy places the organism in Eukaryota, Metazoa, Chordata, Actinopteri, Cypriniformes, Nemacheilidae.